This is a messenger RNA of Hypomesus transpacificus, 3165 nucleotides long. RefSeq names its product ras-related protein Rab-11A-like. Gene Ontology annotation, molecular function: GTP binding; GTPase activity. Gene Ontology annotation, cellular component: postsynaptic recycling endosome; axon; transport vesicle. Gene Ontology annotation, biological process: neurotransmitter receptor transport, endosome to postsynaptic membrane; melanosome transport; exocytosis. The transcript is spliced from 5 exons. The record is from RefSeq and is a predicted model, not a curated record. The coding region runs from base 165 to 812 and encodes 215 amino acids. Lineage: Eukaryota; Metazoa; Chordata; Actinopteri; Osmeriformes; Osmeridae.
AUUCUCUGGUAAACUUCAGAAUCUUUCGAAGUCCCGGAAGUACGGGUUGAAAACAAUCCGUUAGCAGUUAGCCAGCUGUCUUGUUAAAUAACUAGAAGAAAAAGGCUUUUCUCAACAUUAUUGCAUGAUAAUUUGAAGAAAUACACAUAUUCACCUGAUAUAAAAUGGGAACCAGAGAUGACGAGUAUGAUUAUUUAUUCAAAGUGGUGUUGAUCGGGGACUCGGGUGUGGGUAAGAGUAACCUGCUGUCCCGCUUCACUCGGAACGAGUUCAACCUGGAGAGUAAAAGCACCAUCGGAGUGGAGUUCGCCACGCGUAGCAUCCAGGUGGACGGGAAGACGGUAAAGGCUCAGAUCUGGGACACGGCCGGUCAGGAGCGCUACCGAGCCAUCACUUCUGCGUACUACCGGGGGGCGGUGGGGGCUCUGCUGGUCUAUGACAUGGCCAAGCACCUGACCUAUGAGAACGUGGAGCGCUGGCUGAAGGAGCUGAGGGACCAUGCUGACAGUAACAUCGUCAUCAUGCUGGUGGGAAACAAGAGCGACCUGAGGCACCUGCGGGCCGUGCCCACCGAUGAGGCUCGUGCCUUCGCUGAAAAGAAUGGUUUGUCUUUCCUUGAGACGUCAGCCUUAGAUUCAACCAAUGUUGAGACGGCCUUCCAGAGCAUUCUGACAGAAAUCUAUCAUAUUGUCUCCCAGAAGCAGAUGUCUGAGCGCCAGGAGUGCGACAUGUCUCCUAGCAACAAUGUGGUGAACAUCCAGGUGCAGCCCACAGAAAACAAACCAAAGAUGCAGUGUUGCCAGAACAUCUAACCCCAACCCAGAACAUCUAACCCUAACCCACAGUGUUGCCUUCACCCCCACCACCUGUAUUCUACCCAAACUUGCUCUACUUACAAUCUUCAAUUGUAGCCACCCUCCACCAUCAGCCAUUUUUUAAGGUUCCCGGUUUUAAAAACUCUCAAAUCAUAUAUAUACUCAUGUAUUUUACGAACAUCUAAGAAGCUCUUAAGUUCCAUCGCCCAGUGGAGCAGACUUUGUCGUGGUGAGACCAGCUCAGACUGUGUCCCAGUGAGACCAGCUCAGACUGUGUCCUGGAGAGACCAGCUCAGACUGUGUCCCAGAGAGAUCAGCUCAGACUGUGUCCCAGUGAGACCAGCUCAGACUGUGUCCCAGUGAGACCAGUUCAAUGCAGAAAAACAUGGUGACCCUGGCAGGCUCAGACCAGCUAAAGGUUCUUUAGCAUGCAGAGAUGAGGAGCAGAAGGGUUUUACACAUUGUCAAUUUGCUUGUAGUAUGCAUUUGCUUUUGCAUGUUUGAAACGGCUCUUGGCUGUGUAGCAUGUUUUAAACAAGGGAAUUCCUCUGACUGAUGGAAACAUGCACAUUGCCAAGACCACCUAUUAGACCACAUCUAAUAAGCUGUUCGUAUAAAAACAUUUCAAGGAAACUUUUAAGCGUGAAGCAUUUUGUCCGAUACAUUUGUCAUAUACAUGAGAACACUACUACUUUGAUGUAGACACGUUUUCUCAAUAUUAUGGCGUUUUGUUCUCAUGGAUAUUCAGUAAAGGAAAUUGUGUAAAAGCAUUUCCAGUUCCAAUUUGGGAACAUGUAACCAUGUAACAUUGGGAGCAUACAACCAUAGUAACGCUGGGAACAUGUAAUCAGGCUAAUGUUGGGAAUAUGUAACGGUUGACUGACGUGUUUUUGUGUGUAUCGUCAUUCAUUCUAAAUGGAAAUGAACAGAUGACUAGAAAGGAAUUCAUAUUACUGUUUUAAAUGUGUUUCACAGGGCUAGAUCAUUUACAAAUGUAAAGUUUAUAAAUGUAACCACUUGCAACUGAACAUGAGAAUCUUUACUGACUUCAAUGAAGGACCCUUGUCUUGAAGAAGGCCAAGUUUCAAUGUUGAGGAAAAGAUCAAACAUGCUGUUAGGAAGGUUAACAGUACAAUGCAAUUAUUCUCAUCCAAACCAAAAUUAAAUAUUAAUAUCAUUUCAAAACUCAAGACGGUUACCAAAAACCCCACAUUGUUUGUGUGUGGCACUGUCCCCUACUAGCUUUAACCCACAUUGUUUGUGUGUGGCACUGUCCCCUACUAGCUGUUCCAUAGAGCCACCCACAGCUGCUUUCCCUCCCUGAUGAGGAGGACAGGUCCUGUCACCAUGCCAACCAGCUCACCCUCUCGUGUCCCGUCACCAUGCCAACCAGAUCACCCUCUCAUGUCCCUUCACCAUGCCAACCAGAUCACCCUCUCAUGUCCCUUCACCAUGACAACCAGCUCACUUUUUCGUGUCCUGUCACCAUGCCAACCAGCUCACCCUCUCGUGUCCUGUCACCAUGCCAACCAGCUCACCCUCAUGGUGUUGUACUCCAGCCCCUCAUUAUGCCUUACAAAGCUAGCUAAACUAAUUGCUGUUCAUGCCAUUAAUGUUUGUUCCAUGUACUUAUAAUUAUAUAUUUUCAUUUGUCUCUACUAAAAUGACUGUUUCCUUGAAGGGUAGUAGUUCUGUUCACGCUGGGGCAUUGCUAGCUGUAAUGUACCUUAUAAUCCACAUGCUUGGCUAGGAAGCUCCAUUAAUAUUAUUACUACAUUUUGUUGUAUCAUCACUCUGUGCAGUGAUUAUAUUAUUCUCUAUAAAAAGGCGACACAGUGGUAUGACCAGUCAUCAAACUAAGGUGGACCUUAAACACAAACUUCACGAUUGUAGCUUGAAGCUAAAAGCAUUAGUAGAGAGUAGUAUACUGUGAUGGCAGCUCUCCCCAAUGGCAUUGCUAACCUGUCCUCAUACAUCCAGCUAGCUGUCUAAACUGGAAUGAACGUCUUUUUGUGGAGUAUGUUUUCAUAUACCUCAAUUGUUUGCUUUACCUUUUGUUUGAUCAAUAAUGCAUUGCUGUUAAUUAAUGUGUGUGUAAGUAAAAAAGCUACAUAUUUUUCAAUAUUUGGGGGGGUUUAUUUCUGUUGGAGUGUGUAAAGGGUGGGGAAUUACAUUUUGUACAUAUAUAUAAAUUGAACCAUUGUGUUCAUAUCUUUUAAGUUAUCAGUUAUCUUAAUAAAAGUGCACCAUUCAUGAAUGUCCAGUCCAGAAUCACAUCCUAAGACACACUGUCUGUAUGUGUAUUUGACCACAUAAAUUGUAAUAAAGAAAUCAGAUGCUGAAAACAUUU